Molecule: messenger RNA, 399 nt
Organism: Salvia splendens (bonfire salvia)
Lineage: Eukaryota; Viridiplantae; Streptophyta; Magnoliopsida; Lamiales; Lamiaceae
Product: auxin-responsive protein IAA29
Exons: 2
Coding region: 1-399 (132 amino acids)
Biological process (GO): regulation of DNA-templated transcription
Cellular component (GO): nucleus
Source: RefSeq, a predicted model, not a curated record
AUGAAGCUUGACCUCUCUCUCUCAAACACUUCCACUCACAAUCUGGCGCGAAAUGAUGAGAACAAGCAUAAACUUGAUGAAUCAUUCUCCGAUGAUGAGAUGACCAGCAACAAACGCACAUUGCCGCUGUUGAUUUGGAAUGAUAACCGGAAUAUGGAUUGCGGAUGUGUUGAUGUGGAAGAGGAUGCGGUGGUGGGGUGGCCGCCGGUGAAUUCGCGGAUGCGGAAGGUGCCGGAGCAUCACCGCCGCGAGAGCACCGCCACGAAUUACGUCACGGUGGAUAACGGCGGCGGCGGCGGCGGCGGCGGUGGAGGAGGAGGAGGAGGAUUGAAUUCGAUGUAUGUGAAAGUGGAAAUGGAAGGGAUUGGGAUAGCGAGGAAGAUUAAUUUGGGGAUUUAA